AUGGGUUAUGCCCUUUUACCGUCGGAUAAAAAGACCGGCGCAACAAAAGCAUUAUUCAGGAAUAUCCACGUCGUCAUCGGUGCAUGGCCACAUGCAGCUCUUUGCCCAGGCCCGGAAGAGUGCCGAAUCACCAAUCUGGUGAUACGAGAUCAUCUCAAGGAACCUUGGUCGAAUCCAAUGGUGGAGCACAGCCCCAUUGCGCCCGUCGCCCAGCAACUCCAGGGCGCAGAUAUAUGGGGCUUGGCGCUAACUGAAACUUUGACAUCUGUCUCCUUGGAAGACGGAUGCACUCGCCAGCAGAUAACAUCAAUAGCACUAUAA
Molecule: messenger RNA, 321 nt
Organism: Aspergillus puulaauensis
Lineage: Eukaryota; Fungi; Ascomycota; Eurotiomycetes; Eurotiales; Aspergillaceae
Exons: 1
Coding region: 1-321 (106 amino acids)
Source: RefSeq, a predicted model, not a curated record